GAUAUUUGUCACAGAAUAUAUUUUCUUAAAUUGGUUGAGACGCUAAGAGAAAAGUUGACAAUUUGCGAUACUCAGUUGGGGGAUGUCUAACACAUUAACAGAAGCCUCUCGUGACAUUGUUUCUUUUCUUUUCUUCUUCUUUAAUUCCCAUUUUCGUCUCCGUCAUCUUCACGGCACAGAAAUGUCCACAAAUCCAAAAGCUUACUCUAUCUUUUGUCUCUCUCUCUUUCACAUGCCUUUGUUCUUACUCUUCCUCAAGACUUAAGGUCUCGUCUUUUUCUCCUCUCACUCAUCACACUCUCUCUCGGUGCAGAUAACAACUCCGAAGCUCCUCCCUCCACAUCUCUCCGAUCUGUUUUGGAGAACUGUGAACCAUCAUAAAAUAGUGUCAGUCCAUAUCUGAGCUUUUCUAACGGCUUUUGUUGGUUCUAAUGGAGGAGAACAAACUUAACUUCGAUGCACCUCUUCUUUCAACAAGGAGUAUGAAGAAAGAAGCAGUGUCUGUCCGUAGAAACAUGCCAAAGCAGCUCAAUGAUGUUGACUCCAAAACAAGUCUUUCUGUUUCAGUUCUUGUCAAAGAUAUGGGUUUAGAUCAGGUUUCGACAUCUCCGUCUGUCCCUUCUAAAUGUCCGUUGGAGAGUUCAAAAGUUAAACAUGUUGAAGAAGAGAGUGAAGAUCAUGAUGAUGAUGAUGUCUUCUCUGAUGCUCUUGAUACAUUGUCUUUAAAGCAUAGCAUUAGUGGUGUUGGUGAGGCAUUGAAACCGCCAAGGCCAUCUGAGGAUCCUCAACCUCGGGAUUUCAUGUUGGAUCGGUUCUUACCUGCCGCGAAAUCCAUGACUGUGGAGCAACCACCUCAAUAUGCUUGGAAGCGACAACCAUUGCCCCUCAUGUCUGAACCAAUGAGACAAAUUAGAGAUAUAGUACCAGCGGAGAAUCGUGCAACUCCUACGAGGUAUGAGUCUAUGGUGUCUCCAUCUUAUUAUCAGGGUAUAUAUGAUUAUGAAGAAAGCGAGGAGGAUUCAGAUGACGAUGAGGUUUCUGAUUAUCUUUCUAAGAGAGGCUGUGGGAUGAUGUCACCACAACUUUGCUUUAAAAACUCACUCGGUAUGCUGAGCUCAGUGCAUGGUCUGAAGGAGAAACCUUACUCCAGCCAUGAUCAAGUGAAGUCAAGUAAGGUCGCUCAGCUCAAAUCUCGAUUCCAAUCAAUGAAAAAGCUCGCUCUUGAUUAUAAGCAAAAGUUGGGAAAUAUAGCUCAAUCUCCAGUACAUCCAAGUAUUGGGAAGAAGUUUAACUUUGGAUCUGAACAACUUGACUCAAACGUGACUUCUGCAAGUAGGCCGUCUUCUCCUUACAGGCAAACUGGCUGUAUGUCACCGUAUCGCAGUGUAGGAAAUAGCUCUCCUCUUCACCCUGGUUUCCCUGGAACUCGUAAGGAAGCAGAGAUUAUGAGAGCUAACAGGUUGAACAAGCAUAUAAGAAACAUAACCAAGUCUCAGGAAUUACUCUACCCAAAAAGCACAAGGAAAGACUGUUCUACAAGCUCUUCCAUAGAGAAGACAUUAUAUGUUGACACAGAGAGAUCUCCAAAGACCAGCAAUGAUCACGGUAACUCAAAUGUCAAGAACUUUCCAGAAACAAUUUCAGAGGAGCCAGAAAUGGAGGGAGAGAAACCAAAACCCAUUCUCGAGCUUCAGGCUGUAGAAACUCUUAGUGUUAGCAAUGGAAUCAAGAUGGCAAAGGCAGAUGAGUUGGAAAAGACCAACAGUAGCUGUGAUCUGUCUCCACUUGCUCCACCGCCACCAAGAAAGCCUUCUGAUUCUUGGCUUUUCAGUAGUCUGCCUUCAAUAAGCUCGAAGAUCCCUUCACGGAGAUCUCUGUUUCAUCCCCAAAAAAAGAACAUCGAAGAAAACUCCACAAGUGUUACCAAGUGGGAAACUAUUGUCAAGACUUCUUAUACGCACAGAGAUCAUAUACGCUAUUCUGAAGAACUGGUUGCUCGUUCACCUUGUCAAUCCACAACUUAACGGUUCAAAGCUUCCCAAGAUCUGACCCCCUGGAAUGGAUCGUCAGGUUGGAUUUGAUUCAGCUUGAUUACAACUUCAUUAGGCGUAAGAAACCGAGUUUCUUUUAUGACCCUUAGAACACUUAACCCGUAAUCCCUCAGAUUGAUUUACAUGUGUAGCUAUACUUCCAUAUAUGUGUGUUGCCUCCUUAGCUAAUAAGAAGAAGAUUUGUUCCCAGUA
Capsella rubella is the source of this 2243-nucleotide messenger RNA. RefSeq lists its product as uncharacterized. The transcript has 4 exons. Bases 432 to 2024 code for a protein of 530 amino acids. NCBI's taxonomy places the organism in Eukaryota, Viridiplantae, Streptophyta, Magnoliopsida, Brassicales, Brassicaceae. The record is from RefSeq and is a predicted model, not a curated record.